Molecule: messenger RNA, 7179 nt
Organism: Peronospora matthiolae
Lineage: Eukaryota; Oomycota; Peronosporomycetes; Peronosporales; Peronosporaceae
Source: the annotation of a GenBank genome assembly
AUGAAGGGCGCGGCACGCCGACUAGCAGCCGCGGUGGAGGCUGUGCGAUCCGGUGUAGGCUCUGCCGCAGAGCAGCAAGCGCAGCAGAAGGAGCUCGUGCAAGCGCUGAUCGCGCUGCAGCGUCUGUGGAAGCCUGUGCUGCUGGCAAGCGUCCGACCGAGCAAGAAGCGGACGAGCAAGAGCAACGCCGCGCUGUUCCAGCUCCUACUGACGACACUGAUCGUGUACAGCGGCAGUCACGUCAGCGGGUCAGGUGCUGGCGCUACAGGGGGUGCAGCAGGGGCCAUGGGCGUCUCGCUGUCCUCCUCGAGCGCUCACACGUCCGAGUGUGUGCACCGUCUGUUGUGUGACUCUCUCGUGCGUUCUUUUGACUUUUCUGUGGUUCAGACCAUCAACGAGACGCUCAAGGCCAAGACCAUUUCACUUUAUGUAAAGGUGUCGCUGAUUAUGGUCGUGUGCCGGCUGCCGCUGCAAGAAUCACUGCCAUUUCUAUCGGAUGCAGUGACGCUCGCGAACCGUCACUUUCGAGCUGUGGAUUACUAUAUGAAGCAGUGUCUUAUUGAGAGUAUAGCACAUGCGCUAGCAGGUGCGUCGACGAGACUUGUGGCGUUCCAUGCUGAGGCACUGAAGAUAGUGAACAAGAGCUAUCAAAAUAAAGCGCCGGAAGUACGAAUUGCAACUGCAAAUCUGUUGCAGGUAAUAGCGGAAAGGACGUCGAUUUCAACGACAUCUUCUGCAAGCGGCGGGGGCGGAGGAGGUCUCGGAAGUGGCAACGGAAAUGGCGUUACUGGAAAUGGCAGUGGGUCUGUUGCUGGAGCAAGCGGGGGUGGAAGCAGCGCUAAUAGCCGCACACUUGGUGUUUCUCUCGAUUCGAUUAUGCAAAUAUCAGCCAAAGGAAUGGAAGAUGUUUCACCCGAAGCGAGGAGAGCAAACUCGGUCGUCGUAGGUGUGGUUCUUGCCAAGUACGCAUUGUCUUCAUCAGGUGAAACAGAAUUGCAGACAAGUGGGAGUGAAGCACAUGGGGCGAGUACGGUUUCUUCGAGGGGUAAUGACGAGGAUGCUAGUGGAAAGGGUUUGGCCGAGCAGGAGAUCCCUCCGUCCAGUGGAAAUGCGGCUGGAAAAGCUAAGAUGGGAUUUAAACUGCACGUUCCUGGGAUGACAGCAAUAAAUUUGCCGUCGUCACUCUCUCGUCGAAAAGCAGCUACAGUCCAUUUCUCGACCAUCGCGAAUGUGGUUUUGUACUUUAAGGAUAUGGUAACUAGCAAGUUUCUAUCGAGCAAUCCGACCCAUAGCCAUGGGGGUAUUCUGGCCGCCUUCUCAAUUGCUUUAUGCAAUAUGUUUGAGCGUCUUCCUCCUGACUCAAUCGCUGAAGCUCAGCUUCGCGAGGUCUUGGAUACCACGCUUGCGGUCCUUGAUUAUCCCUUCGCUCUCGGAGAUUUAACCCGGGCGCGUAAUGCUGUGGGUUUCGUUCUGCGCUAUGGACUCAGUGGAUGUCUAACAGAGCACCAACAAGAGGUGCUGUUGGGCGCAUACCUACACAAACUCAAAGAGGAAGCCCAGGCUUUGGAACCGAAUCAUCACAAGAUAUUGUCGACCUUAGUCGAGAUGAGUCACCUGUUUCAGUCCAUGGGUGAGGCUUCCGUAACCCAUGCACUCGAUGCCAACACCGUGCUUCAAGGUCUCCUUUGCCACGAAAAACAAAGCGUUCGCUUUCAGGCUGCUGUUGCGCUGGCCUCACUCGUCACUGCAAUUCCUUACCGGCUGAAAAGUGUGUUGACGAGCUGCCUACACGGUCUCCGAGUUACUGCCGGACACUUGAUGGGAUCUGAUAUCGAAGACGUGAGGAACUCGGUAUCAGCAGAAAAGUCGGAAGAUGGUCAAGAUGAAGGUAGUGAAAUGAAAAGCAAGACCCACUUGUAUGCACUGCAAGGUCGAUCUGUGGCUGUUGCCCACAUUCUUCGCGCUAUUACUUUUGAAUCCAGUGGAGGGAUAUCUCAAACGACUAUGGACGAUAUCUACAGUUUUUCCGAGGAACUCGUCGAGAGCCAAUUUCUCAACGAAUGCGCGGACAGUGUUUGGCUCACCUGCACGCGCGCCGGUUGGACGCUGUUGGGAAGUCUUGUUUCUAUGGAUAGUAAGCAGUGGCUCGAGAACAACCAAGAGAAGCUUUUGAAUCUUUGGCUCAAGUCAAGUGUGUUACACAGUCGCGAAUCGUCUCUCGAGCUAUUGCGCAUUGAAGCUGCGGUAAUUGCUCUGAAAUGCUUUCUGUUCAAUUACCAGGACCUUGCAGCAGACUGCAAUAACGACAUCUACCUCCUCUCAAAUCAUAUUCUGCACGUGUAUCUGACGGCAACGCAAGAUACACUGAGUAAACCUCUCAAGCGUCGCGGCCAGAUUGCUCGGUAUCGUCUGAUAGGGUGGGUCAUCGACUGUUUUUCGAUGCUCCCACCGGUUUACAGUGAUUCAUACAUCAUACUUUUAGAUUUGAUUGCCGAAUUUACUACAGCACACGCAUUGACGAGUCUUCGGCAUUCCUCGCUAGUGCCAGCAAAGUCCACGUACCUGCAAAGUGUUUUGUCUUCGGAGAACCACGCACUUGAUAUGGUAACCCUCUCCCGGUUGGAGCGAGGAGAUCGUCCGUCACCGCUGUACUCGAGGGAGCUGAACCACGUACUCGGGUUGCAGCAACACGAACAUGCUUUGACAGAUACUGAACUGGAGGUGCAAUACCUAGAUACAUUUUGGGGAACAAGUGCUGAAAGAAAAGCUGCAGAUGAUGCGGGAAAGAGAGUGCGCUGCAGCCCAUUCACUUACGUUCGACUUGUCGACGCAAGUGUAGUUUUGUUUGGCCGACUUUUUCACUUCAUUCCAGAAGAUCUGCAGCUGCGAUGUCUGCAACACUACGCAGGGGCCCUGGCCGAUUCUCGUGGUGACUGUGAUGUCAACGUGUGCUCGCUGUUAUUUGCCGUGAUCGCAGAAGCAAAACAUCUCGAGAAAUCCGAUGCCACACCAACGUCAUCCACGUUGCGUUCGGCAACAUCUUGGCCUCUUCAACUGCAAACUAUGCUAUGUGAAAUGAUUGCAAGCGUUCAUGCAGAUGUCCGCCGUGGUGCGGGCGAGGCUUUGGGAACACUGGCGUUGCUUAUCAGUGAAGACGAUUGCAAAGGAUUGGUCAUCGAGCUGGAGAAGCGCUUGAUAGUGGACAGACUUCCGCAUGGGGUCUCUAGUGCCGAUUUUGGCUCUAGCGCUGAUCUGGACAUGUCCAUUUUGUCAGCAGGAGCAGCUUUUUCACUAGCAUGCAUCAAGCGCGCUUGUGGCUUCCGUGUGUCCAUCGAAACAGGUCUUGUAUUCCGCUUUGCUGGUGAGUGUUCCCAGCCCCUUCGCACGUGGAUCUUACAUUCGUGGGGCAUCAUCUUGGAAUCCGUUUACUCUACUGGAGGCGAUCACGAGCAGUUUAUAAGCUCGACGUUCUCCUUGAUAGAAGCUCAGGUUCAGGCAGGUUUCGUCUAUUCAAAAGUGAACAAACACGCGUUACGAUGGCAGAUUAGCACAAAAGUGGCGCUGGGCAGGAUUAUCAACAAUGUUGUGGCAAUGCUUGGUCCAGAGCUUGACGGCUCAAGUGAUCGCUUGGAUGAAUUUUAUUCGUUCUGGAUGCUUCUUCGCCAAGAUGGUGACGCCCGGGUUGAGUUGGAAUACUUGCGGUUUCUAGAACAAGUGGUUGUAUUCUCGCCAUCUCGGUUUCAGUCAGGAGAUUUGACUUACAUUUUACGCCUUGUGUCUGAUACUGCUCUACUAAACCAAGCGACUCAAUCAUCAGGAGAAGCGCAUCAGAAGUCUAGACACUCGGUUUCGUCGCCAACAUCAGGCUAUACCCCGUCUCUGACUUUCGGUGCUUGUGGAGAACCGGUAAAGCAAAAUGGUCUCGUGAAUGUGGAAGUGUAUACAAAUGGAUGGAGUCGGAGCAUAUUACAAAAUGUCGGUUUGUCAUGUCUUCGCUCUUUGGUGGAGAGGGAUCCGAAGUUAAUUCGCCGCCACAACCUCUUUUGUCUUCUCUUUUUAGCUCUUCACACCGAAUACAAUGAGCUCAUGUGGGGCAACAUGCCUAGGCUACAUGGUAUGGGGGAUGUUCUCUCCUUCGCUUUUGCUGAUUCCGCAACCAUGCAAUGGAACAGCAUCGGAGUGCUGCAGAGGACAAUACUGGCGUUACUUGACGUUGAAGGUAGAGACCACGAAGGCGCUGAACCAUGUCUGUGGGCUCUCUUGUGUCGUAGUAUCGCCAUAGGCGAAUCCGCCGGUGUCUUUGCUUCUGCGAAUGUAAAGCAGCUUAUGAUGAUUCCGAAAGAAACGGACCCCGUGCCACGAAUGACAGGGAAUCUGGCACGGUCGCCGAAGCAAGUUCCCAUUACUGAUGCAGGUUCUCUUGCAUCUGCUGCUGUUGCCGCUCAAUUGGACACAUGGCGGUUAACUAAGGCAAGCGCAGGCAACCUGAUUGCUUCAAUGCCACCACUUUCACGUCGAGUUCGUCAUUUUGCGGUGGAGUGUGUGUUGCGUGUAUUCGAGGUGAUGGCAGCAGAACCCCCUCUGAUGGCUGGCAUGUGGCAGAAUAAAGAACUCCAUUUUGAUUCCGUUGCAACGCGCCGCUAUUACUUAGAAAUGGGUUCAAGUGGGGCAUCGUUUCCAGUUUCCGCUGAGUCUAACGUCAGAAACUUUUUGUGCAUGUAUCUGGACGAAUUUGUUACCCUCGCUUGCCAAGUUACUACGACCUCAGCGCAAGGAGCCGAGCUGCUGAUGUUUCAAUGUAUGGGGCUUCGUUUGCUAAACGUAUUGGUGAAGAACUUUGCAUCUGCUCGAGAUCCCGAAGUGGUAACUGGCGAUGCGUAUUUGUUAGAUCCAUACUGUGCCCAACUGUCAUCUGCUAUUCGUCACGCUCUCAAGCAAGUAAAGGUGGAACCGACAUUACCGGCCUCCACUAUGAUUAGCGACAACGGCGAGGAUAGCUACUUUUACGCCCCACUAUUUCUUGAAGCUCAUGGCAUUGCAGGCGCUUGCGUAUCAGCUCAUAUAGUAAAAGACAAGGUGGGACUGGGACGCAUUCUGAAAGAAGUCGUCAAUCAGGACUACGAUCAUGCACAUUUCAUUGGCGAGGAGCUCACGCGUACUUCUCUUUCGCUCGCCAAUCUGGUAUCUGUCGGAGAACUCCUGACGUCAUGUAUCACGGAAGCAAUUGGUCAAAAAGGUGUGACCGGUGACGCAAGUGACGCUAUCGUUACGUCUUCGCUUGUGAAAGCGAUGAUAAAUGGCUUGUCGGGAACCACCAAGUACUUGAUGCAGUGCUGGAUGGAUACUACGUUCAGAUAUGGGGCUGUGAUGCUCAGUUGUGCACAGUCGAUGCAUGCGACAGCUACUACAAAUGCAGUUUUACUGCCUGACGAGUCAAUGCUUAUGCCGGCUUUGCAAGUGCCGAAGCCAUCUACAAGUACCGGCGCAACUACUCCAGUAUUCGCGGCGACCGCCAUCAAAGAACUCCGCGAGCUCUAUAAGCAGUACUGGCCAAAAAUCAUUAACGCAGUGGCAGUUUCGGAGGUGUAUGUGUCGAAGUCGGGUUUUUUGUGCAGCUCGCUGGAAGGUGACAUCCACAAAUCGUUGUCAGUCUUGUUGUCAAGCGCAAUCUUCCAUAUCAACAUGAGUGCUCGCGAUCGGUUAGAGGACGAAGGGAGGUUGUCAACUGUUCUCCGUACGAUCCCGUUGCUAUUGAGAGCUUUAGUGGACAACCCGCCCAAACAGGAUGGCUCUUUGCCCAGUGGCUUUCCAGUGCUUUUGAUGGCUGCGCUGAAUACCCUCAUGCUUACAAGUAAGCGAUGUUCUGGACGCGUUCAACUUGAGGCCUUGAGUGCGAUGUUUACGAGCUUGUCGAGCGAAAAUCUAGCUCGUGCUAAAGAGUCAUGUUGCUCCCGAGCUGACGGACAGCAGCUUUGUAAAACUCUUUUUGAUACUGUGGCAAAGUCUGGAUUGUGCCCAACAGAGAUUGUGUGUCAGCUUUGCGAUGCUACCAGGCAGACUCGAUAUGCUCGCGCAGUUAGUACCGGUUGCAGAACCGCACGACAUCAUUGCAGUUUCGCAGCAGGUAAUGAUGGUACCAAGCACAUGAGUGAGAUCGUGCAGUUCGCUGCUAUGGGUAUAAAGCUUUUGCAUGCGACUGAAGAAGCUCGGAGUGAGGUGGUGCGCUCGGUGACUCUGGUGGAGCACGUUACAUCCUCUGUCGCUAAUGGUGAUUACUCUAUCCCCGUGCAACAAGCCGUGCUGACCCUUGGUCGGGCUUCCGUCGAUUCAGUACUUGCGCUAGCACGCACACUUGAAAUGAAUGACAAUCCAGCCGACGAUGAUCUGAAACAGCGCGUCAAAUCAAGCGUUCGCAAUUGUUUCGAGCUCCUCGCCCAGCGGCUCAAAGCCGAUGUGUACAAUGCUCCAGCGUUUUCUUUGCAAGUGGUGGCAAAUUAUGCUGUGAGUUUUCCAACCAGCCUUCAAGAUGAUGCGGAACGAUUCCAUGCUGAAUUUGCGAAAACAGCUUCGGCUAUGUUGGAAGCCAUUCCUGGUCAUGAUGAUGAAGGUUAUCAGAAGCAGCCACUUGCCGCUGCUCCAACAGAGCUUCUGCAAGGUUUGCACACAGUUGUAAACAAGCUCAUCGACGCGCACCAAACUGCUGUUACGAACAGGUACAUGGCGGCAAUCGGUCCUCAUCUUGUCGAGAUUGUAACGGCUACUAAUGGGUACCCGGAGGCAGCCGCACAGCUUGCCGAACUGGAUGAGGCUGAGAAACUCCUCCGUGUGCUAAUGACGCAGUUGAAUGACCAGCAUGGAUCCACCUUUGUGCACAUGCUCCUCCCAAGGCUUGCAGCUGUUCUCAGCCAUCCCCUAUCAUCCGGCGUAGACAAUGCAACUCCCGGACGAGUGCCCACCAUCCUGUCACGACUUCUGUUGUGCUUUGCCCAGGCCCACGCAAUUGCAUUCAAGGAAGCUGUGGCGAUCAUGACUCCUUCUUUGCGUUGUGUGCUGGAGACCACCUUACGCCUCGCCCUUACGCGCUCAGCUGCAGGUGCAGCAGGGAUGUGCGUGCAAUCCUCACUUCCACAAAGCAGUGUCUCUACCGCAACGAAGCUGGACUUGAGUCGGUAUGCCUAA